AUGCCUCCCAUCCGCCUUGCGACGGCGUCUCCCGCGGCGGGGCCGACCACCGCCGCGACCCUGCAGCAGAUCUCCCUCCUCGCCGCCCGCGCCUCCGCCAACGCCGCCGACCUCCUCCUACUGCCCGAGGCCUACCUCGGCGCCGGGUACCCGCGCGGCGCCUCUUUCGGCUCUAAGAUCGGCUCCCGCACCGCCGAGGGCCGCGAUGAGUUCCUUGCCUACUUCAACGCCGCCGUCGACCUCGGCGACACCGUCGGCGACGCCGGCGCCGGCGCUGGUGACAAGUGGGUUAACCGGGACCUACCCGCGCAGAAUCUAACCACCGCCGCCGACGGGGACGAGGGCAAGCCGAAGCCGAAGCGGGGCGACGGCUCGAGGGAGGAACUCGAGAAGAUCGCCGCCGACUCGGGCGUCUUCCUCGUCGUCGGCUGCAUCGAGCGCGCCGGCGGCAGCCUGUACUGCGCCGUCGUCUACGUUUGUCCCAGGCUGGGCAUGAUCGGGAAGAGGCGCAAGGUGAUGCCCACCGCGACCGAACGCCUCAUCUGGGCUCAGGGCUCCCCCGCUACCCUCCGCGCCGUCUCCACCACCAUCCGCGGCGUCCGCCUCAACCUCGCCGCCGCCAUUUGCUGGGAGAACUACAUGCCCCUCCUCCGCCAGGCCCUCUACGCCCAGAACAUCAACCUCUACCUCGCUCCGACCGCCGACGGCCGCGAUACCUGGCUGCCCCUCAUGCGCGCCAUCGCCUGCGAGGGCCGCUGCUUCGUCAUCUCCUCUAACAUGGCCGUCCGGCCCCCCGCGUCGUCGUCGGCUUUUGCCGUGCAGCGCGACGGUAGCGACGGCAACGACGACGACGACCAACCAGACGCCGACGCCUACCCCCGCGCCCGCCGCAACUCGUGCCUCACCGAAGAGGGGUUCGAGAUCGCCCUCCCGGAAAAGCACAAGCCCGUCAACGGCACCCCCGCCACAACCACCGACAGCUCGCGCCGCCGCCGCAAAUCCGUCAUCGUCGAGGACGGCAACGAGAUCGUCCUGCCCGGCGACGCCGACGACGACAACAACGCCCCCACCACCGGCGCCAACGGCAUCCGGACCUCCGCUGCCAUCAAGACGGCGGCGAAACCAGCUGCUGACUGGGUCUCCCGCGGCGGCUCCUCCAUCGUGGGCCCCUUCGGCGACGUCCUCGCCGGCCCCCAGUGGGAGGACGACGAGGGACUCAUCUACGCCGACGUCGACUUUGACGACUGCAUCCGCGGCCGCCUCGAUAUCGACGUCGGCGGCAGCUACUCCCGCAACGACUCCUUCAAGUUCUCUGUCGACGGCCUGGACCUGGACCCCCUGCCGUACUAA
Colletotrichum higginsianum IMI 349063 is the source of this 1350-nucleotide messenger RNA. Its product is annotated as Carbon-nitrogen hydrolase. The coding region runs from base 1 to 1350 and encodes 449 amino acids. Gene Ontology annotation, molecular function: catalytic activity. The transcript is spliced from 2 exons. The record is from RefSeq and is a predicted model, not a curated record. Lineage: Eukaryota; Fungi; Ascomycota; Sordariomycetes; Glomerellales; Glomerellaceae.